ACAACUAGAUUUGCCAUUUCAUAUCUUACUUUGGCUUGUCUUCAUGAGCUUAAAGGAGGAUUAAUGACCAUGUUCUCUUCCAACACAUGGAAGUCUGAUAAAUUUGCAUGCACAAAGGGUGGGAAGCUGGUGGAGAGCACGAUCUUAGAUGGAAGUUUUUGGGAAGAUAUCACUAUAUGUCUUAGAGCUACUGGCCCCAUAAUUAGAGUUCUAAGAUUGGUGGACUUAGAGAAAAAACCAGCAAUGGGUUUUCUUUAUUAUGAGAUGGAAAAGGUAAGAGAAAAGAUCAAGAUUAACUUCAACCAUGUCAAGAAAAAGUAAGUUGCAAAACCCCUAUAAAAUGGAAUUGAUUUAUUAUAUAUAUUAUUAUUUAUUAUAUAUGUUAUUAUUUUUGCUUAUAUUAUAUUUAUAUGUUUUAAUUUAAUUGGUUUAUUUCUUACAUCUUGUGGCUAUGAACCUAUCUUGAAAAUCAUUGAUGAAAGGUGGGAGUUGCAACUUCACAAGCCUUUACAUGUUGCUGCCUAUUAUCUUAGUCCUCAUAUUCAUUACAAUCCAGAUUUCAAUGAUGGAUUUGCUAUAAAACAAGCCUUGUAUGCUUGCUUAGAAGAUUAGUUGCUAGUCGUGAAGAAAAAACUAAGAUGGAUCUGCAACUUGAAGAGUUCAAGAAUGAAAGAGGCAUGUUUGGCAUUCCAACUACAAUGUCAGUAAGGACCAAAAGGCACCUGAUAUGUGGUGGGAUUCUUAUGAAGAUGAAACCCCUGAGUUGAAGAUAUUUGCCAUGUGUAUUCUUAGCUUGACAUGUAGCUCUUCGAGAUGUGAGCAGAAUUGGAGUGGU
Rubroshorea leprosula is the source of this 835-nucleotide messenger RNA. The record is from the annotation of a GenBank genome assembly. NCBI's taxonomy places the organism in Eukaryota, Viridiplantae, Streptophyta, Magnoliopsida, Malvales, Dipterocarpaceae.